Messenger RNA from Anthostomella pinea, 1515 nucleotides. NCBI's taxonomy places the organism in Eukaryota, Fungi, Ascomycota, Sordariomycetes, Xylariales, Xylariaceae. The record is from the annotation of a GenBank genome assembly.
AUGGCCGAGCGGCGAGGGGCUUCUUCUCACGCCAAGUCAUGGCCGGACUCGGAACGUCGAGAGACGACGCCGCUCAGCAAGAGGCAACAACGAGUCUGCGUCUGCGUCGUCCCUGGUACGGAAUCAGGAGGCUCCUCACGACAUCCGGUGCCGAUGCUGGCGGUGAUGGGGCCUGCCGGAUCCGCAGACCCGUCGGGGCCGUUGGACGAUGCCUCGGACGCCGCACCCGUACAUGCCUUGCCUCUGCCGGGCCUCUGGUCAAGCCUGUGUAACGUGCGGCAGUCGCACCAUAGGCAUGUCGUCAGAUGCGAUGGGCGGCUUUCGAACACCUUCGGCCGCGAUCCGCGAGAAGUCGGCGAGGAUGAGUUCCGAGUCCUGACGACGCCGGUCCCUCACACGCACCCAGUCCCAGCUAAGCGGCCCCGGUCAAGGCCAGUGCCGGUACACAUCCUGUUCGUCGGCGCCGGCGCCGUCGGCUGUUUCUACGCCUCACGGUUGCACCAACCCUCGCAAAACAUCUACACCUCGCUCACGGCCCGAUCCAACUACGCGACCAUUGCAGCCUCGGGCGUGUCGCUGCAAACCCACACCUUCGGCGACUACACCUUCACACCCUAUGCCGUCUUCCCUUCCGUGUCUGCAGCCGUGCCGAACUCGCCCUCCUCGACACACCCCCCUUCGCAGCCCGCGCCGAGUGCCGGAUGGGACUACAUCGUCGUCACCACCAAGGCGCUGCCGGACAGGACUGACGAUGCCGCAUUGAUCGCGCCGCUCGUAUCCGCCAACACCUGCAUUGUCUUGAUCCAGAAUGGCGUUGGCGUCGAAGAACCGUAUCGCAACCGCUUCCCACUGAAUCCCAUCGUCAGCGCCGUGACCAUCAUCAGCGCCGAACAGAUCAAGCAGGGCGUUAUACGGCAGAACAGGUGGACGAGGAUCAGCCUCGGUCCCUACAGUUAUGGACUAGGCGCACCCGCCGGCCAGUCGCAGGAUACGCACGAGCUUACACGGCGAGGUCACCAAUGCAUGCAACAUCUGUCGCAUUGGUGGACAACCCACGGCGGCAUCCGCGACGUCGAAACCCACACGGAACUCGAGUUGCAGACCAUCCGAUGGCACAAGCUGUGUAUCAACGCAGCCUUCAACCCCACCGCCGUCGUCUCCGGCGGCCGCGGCAACGCAGACCAGCUGACCGACCCGGAGCUACGAAAACACAUCACGGGCAUCAUGAACGAGGUUUGGAACGCUGCACCCAAGGUCCUGGGGACGCCACUGCCCGCGAGCGUGGCCAAGCCCGACAAGAUCAUCAAGAGCACCGAGAGGAAUCCCGGUGCCAAGCCGAGUAUGCUGCUCGAUUGGGAGGCAGGCCGGCCCAUGGAGCUGGAGGUGAUCCUGGGAAACCCCAUCAGGAUCGCGAGGAGGGCCGGCGUGGAGAUGCCCAAGUUGCAGACCAUGUACGCGCUGUUGAGGAGUAUGCAGUCGGUUCGGGAGGCAAACAAGGCAAAGGAGAAACUCUGA